Molecule: messenger RNA, 234 nt
Organism: Rotaria sp. Silwood1
Lineage: Eukaryota; Metazoa; Rotifera; Eurotatoria; Philodinida; Philodinidae
Source: the annotation of a GenBank genome assembly
AUGAUAAAUAAAUUAACACCACAAACAUAUGAUCAAUUACAAAAACAAUUUUUAGCUUUAGAUUUUGAUUCUUAUGAAAAACUAGAAGGAAUGAUUAUGAUAUUGCAUUCUAAAGCUAUUGAUGAACCACAUUAUAGUUUUCUAUACGCAAAAUUAUGUAAACAACUUCGAAAAAAACAUGUGAAUGUCACAGAUAAACAUGGUAGAUUAAAAAAACACACGCUUGGUCCAUGA